This is a messenger RNA of Onthophagus taurus, 939 nucleotides long. The record is from RefSeq and is a predicted model, not a curated record. Lineage: Eukaryota; Metazoa; Arthropoda; Insecta; Coleoptera; Scarabaeidae.
AUGUCAAUUCCCGAGAUGGACGUUACCAGUAAAGAUAUUCAAGAAACUGUUAAUUAUAUGAAUAAUCCCAUUUUUAAAUCGAAAACUAUAAAGCAUUAUCAUCUUCUUAAGAAAGAAAUGGAUAGGUAUUACAGAGUUUGGUUGGUUUACAUGAUAAUCUGCGCGUUAACUUGUGGUUUAUGGGCUUUAUUUCCUUUCGUGGAUAACACCGUUAAAGAUAAAGGAUUACCAUUCGAUUAUUACUACCCUUAUGAUCGAACGGGGAAAUUUGGUUAUCCCUUAACUUUUUUGUAUCAAUCGUUGGGGAUGUUUAUACACGGGACAUCACACGCUGCUUUGGAUUCUUUAUACGCUGGGAUGAUGGCUUUUGUUGGGGUACAAAUCGACAUUUUAAAUGACACUUUAGAAAAUUUACACGAAAUGGGGAAUUUGGGUGGAAAUCAUGGCUUUGAUAGUAUGGAAAAAUCGGAUAAAAUGAAUUGUAAUUUGGUUUAUUGUAUUCGUAGACAUUGGAAUAUUCUUAGAUUUGUUGAUCAACUUAAUGUUUAUAUUUCGUUUACCACUUUGAUUCAAUUUGGGAUGGCUGGAAUUAUUUUAUGCGUCGCAAUGUAUAGCAUGAGUAUGUUAUCACCAACGAGUGGUAAAUUUGCUUCGGAUCUUUUCUAUUUUAUGGCGAUGGUGUCUCAAUUAUCGGUUUAUUGCUGGUACGGAAACGAAAUUAUGAUCAAAAGUGAUUUACUGUCGUCAUCAAUUUACAAAUGCGAUUGGACGGACACCCACUUAACAUUCAAAAAGAACGUGCUCCUCUUCACGUUAUUUGUGUCGAGCUCCUCCAAGAUUUUCGCCGGAUACUUCAUCACUUUAUCCCUUAAUACUUUCGGAGGGAUCCUUAGGGCGUCUUGGUCCUAUUUCGCUGUAUUGAAAAAUGUCCAAGAAUAA